GAAUUUACCAAAACAACAAAAAAUACAAUAUUCUGAUAUUUGUCAAAGAUUAUUUCAAGGCUUUUAUCAGUUUUUUAGCUGUCACUGAUCGGUGGCGAAAGCGGUUUGGAGCGAUUUUUUUUCCAACGCAUACACUCUCUCUUUGCUGUAGCUCUACCGCGAGUCUGUUGAAUUAUUGCGACUGCGAAUCUUCGCACAGUUGCUGUCGUCGUGUUCGGUGUCAAAGUCACAAACAGUCUUGACUCGGCGCACUGCCACAACAAGGGAAUUGAAGAUUACUUCAUUAUUUUGUGAUUUUGUAAAUCUUUAUUCAUAUACAUUACGGCUUUAUUGAAAUAAUGGGCAAGAUUCAAAUGCAAAAAAGCAGCGACGACGGUACAAAAUUGCUUUGUGCGAGUGCUUUGUUGAAGUGAACGCAAAAUAACAAAUAAAAAAUCGCGUUAACAAACAAACAGAGGCCAACGGGUACUCGAAGAAGUCGGAGAAGGUGACGAAGGCAACAACAACAGCAAACAUACACACACAGUCGCGUACAAAUGCAGAAUAUUGAAUUACAGGUAAAUUUAUAAAAUCGCAAUUACUAACUGUGCGAUAUCCAACGAAGAAGGCCGCACACAAAAGUCUCAUGUAAACUUGCCUCCCACUUGGACACAGGCAGCGAACCAUCGGUAAGCAAGCAAGCGAGCAGGAAACGGGAACACAGCGCAUUGACAAACCACUGCGACAAGAUACCAAAAUAAAUGAGCAAAACGAAUAUCACGAAUCGCCCUACCUACGUACACACAUACACGCAUAUAUAUUCAUUUAUUUAUUUUCUAACUUUAACAUUUGCUUUUGCGUUGAGUUUUUGUGAAACGCGCGAAUAAAUACACGAUUAUUUUAUAACUUGCCGUGAAACAAGUUGGUUGUGGCGGGCUAAAAGCUGAAUAAGAAGCGGAAAUACGCGCAAAACAAAAGACAUAAAAUAAACAAGAAAAACAACAUUGCAAACACCUGCGAACGACAUGCUAAAAUCACCAAAUAUUUUUAAGCCGCUGCGGCUGUUCCAACACAGGCAGCUAUUCUUCGUCUUCGUGUUCUUCACUUUGUGUUGUGCUUCACUAACUUUGGCGGACUUGGAGCUGCCAACAACACUACAACAAAGCGGAGAGCAACGUGGAAUUAGCAAUCCGUUGCCAGCUGCUUUGAAGGGAAAAUUAAUAUUCUCACAUGUGCUCUUCCGACACGGCGACCGCACGCCAAUUGAACCAUAUCCCACAGAUCCGUGGAAGAAUCGCGAGUACUGGCCGGUCGGCUGGGGUGAACUCACAAAUGCGGGAAAAAACCAGCACUAUCAGCUUGGCAAAUGGUUACGUCAACGCUAUAACACGCUAUUAAAUGAAACCUACUCCGAGAAUGAGAUUUAUGUGCGCUCAACCGAUGUUGAUCGCACGCUGGCGAGUGCGCUAUCCAAUUUGGCCGGACUGUAUCCCCCAAUAGGCGCUGAGAUUUGGAAUAAAGAUAUAGCGUGGCAACCGAUACCGGUGCAUUCCAAACCCGAGAGAGACGAUAAGGAAUUGGCUGGUAAAGUGCCCUGUCCCGCCUACGAUUAUGCGCGCUCAGCACUUUUGAAUUCGAUUACCUUCCAACAGUUGAAUCAACGCUAUCAAUAUUUAUUUGACUAUUUGACCAAGUAUUCGGGUCGCAAAGUGGACACAUUAGAGGCUAUACAACGCAUGAAUAAUACAUUUUACAUUGAGACACUCUACAAUCGUACGCUGCCCGAAUGGACCAAGAAGGUGUACCCCAGCGCCGAUAUGACAUACAUAGCUGAUUUCGCCUUUUCGAUUAACACGUAUACGCGCCGCAUGGCACGCUUAAAAGCCGGACCGCUGAUAAAAGAAAUGCUACAACGUUUCGGUGAGAAGGCGCGCGGUUCACUCAAGCCCGAUCGGUCGGUGUGGAUUUAUAGCGCACACGACACAACCGUGGCGAAUGUUUUGAACACACUCAAAUUAUACGAUAUGAAAAGUCCCGGUUAUACAGCUUGUUUACUAUUCGAAUUGCGCAUUGAUGAGCAGAAUCAACCUUUUGUGUCAAUAUUCUACAAAAACACUUCGGCUGAGCCCACACUACUGAAUAUACCCGAUUGUGGCGUGUCAUGUCCACUGGCGAAAAUGCACACAAUUUACAAAGAUAUUUUGCCGGUAGAUUGGGAGAAAGAAUGCAGACUGAGCACCAUGAUGAUGCCCUACGAUGAGGCUAAUAUCGGCUUGGCUAUGGGUAAGCCCAGCUUUACAAAUACAAUGCGGCCGUAUUAUUUGCUAAUAUCAGGUAUUUUUCUAACCACAGCCAUACUGGGUUCAGUUAUCUGCUUUAUGCUACUGCUCUCCUACACAUUCAUGCUGUACUAUCGCCGCCGCCGUUAUAGCGCCUAUUCGUAUGCGCAAAUGGCCUAAUUGUCAAUAAGUGAUAUACAUACCUAUUUAUAAUGCUUUAGUUUUGCCCAACAACAUGCAACAACCAACCAGCUCCAAAGUGUAUGAGCACAAAUCGUAAUGUUCCUCUGUGUUUCGAUAAUCCUAAUACAUAUGUAUAUAUAUGUGCGAGUAUAAUAUGCAUUUGAUUUUAAUAUUUGACAAAUUUGAUAUUUAGCAAUUGAAUUGCAUUUGCAUUGUAUGUUAACUGUUAUAUGUGUGUAUGUAUGUAAAUUUAUCAAUUGUGAUUCGCAUUUCUAGCUGAUAGUGUUUGCUCUAAUAUCAAAUUAAUGCAUUUUCAAUUAAAUAAUUAAAUAAACUUGUACCUACCUAAAUACCUACACACACAUGUAUAUAAACUCGAUUAUGUGCCAGUCAUCGGUCUGUUCGUUAACCUAACUGUUUUAAGCAAUAUUUUUUGUGCUUUAAAGGAAGUGCUUAAGUCAAAAAUUAUUAUCAUUGAUAUAUAUAAAUGUCUACCAACAGUGUAUCCUAUUUUUUGUGUACAUACAUAUAUAUAUAUAUAUUUAUACUACCGUUAUUCAAUGCUGAUUAAAUGUCCAACGAGCAGACUGUCAUGCGUUAUACAUAAUUUAGUUUUAAGGUUUUUUAGUUAGAACGGUGCUCACUUAUCACAUACAUAUUUACUAAUACAUACAAGUGUCAGACAUGAAAAUUACUUCAAUCAAAAUAAUGUGAAAUAUUAUUUGAGUCGUUUUAUUAUAAUUAGUUCCAUCGAAAUCCUGCGUAAUUGUCCUUUUAUUUUUUUUGUUUGUCCUUGAAAUUUUUUGUUCUCUUUUUGCCAUUUUAAUCCCAUGACAUCCCAGCCACAUUGUACGUAAAUAUAUAAGUGAUUUGCAUUAAAUAAAAAAGACUGUUGUUUAAUAGAAA
Messenger RNA from Bactrocera neohumeralis, 3347 nucleotides. RefSeq names its product prostatic acid phosphatase (gene Acph-1). The record is from RefSeq and is a predicted model, not a curated record. Gene Ontology annotation, biological process: dephosphorylation. Bases 1005 to 2438 code for a protein of 477 amino acids. Gene Ontology annotation, molecular function: phosphatase activity. Lineage: Eukaryota; Metazoa; Arthropoda; Insecta; Diptera; Tephritidae. The transcript is spliced from 5 exons.